Messenger RNA from Agrilus planipennis (emerald ash borer), 2261 nucleotides. RefSeq names its product transcription factor IIIB 90 kDa subunit (gene Brf). The transcript has 12 exons. Gene Ontology annotation, molecular function: RNA polymerase III general transcription initiation factor activity; RNA polymerase III type 3 promoter sequence-specific DNA binding; TBP-class protein binding. The coding region runs from base 82 to 2121 and encodes 679 amino acids. The record is from RefSeq and is a predicted model, not a curated record. Gene Ontology annotation, biological process: transcription by RNA polymerase III; transcription preinitiation complex assembly; DNA-templated transcription initiation. Gene Ontology annotation, cellular component: transcription factor TFIIIB complex; nucleus; transcription preinitiation complex. Lineage: Eukaryota; Metazoa; Arthropoda; Insecta; Coleoptera; Buprestidae.
AUGGCCGCUAAUUCAUGAUGGCCGCUGUGUUGACUUUUGAGUUUUGAGGUUAUAUGUCAAUAAAAUUUGUAUUCUUCGAAAAUGUCAUCCGCAAGAAGAUGUAAGAAUUGUGGUAGUUCUGAUAUUGAAGUUGACCCAGCAAGAGGAGAUGCUGUUUGUACAAAUUGUGGGUCAGUUUUGGAAGACAGUAUUAUUGUUUCGGAAGUACAAUUUGAAGAAAAUGCUCACGGAACAAGUAGUGCUAUCGGUCAAUUUGUUUCCGCGGAAUCAAAGGGAGGCGCCUCCAGUUUUGGAGCAUGUAAGUUCUUAUCUACAUCUACAACAUCCAAGCAACAACAUGUAACAUUAAAAUGUUUAAUUUUAGCUUUUCAUGUUGGAAUGGGUGUUGAAUCGCGUGAAUUAACACUAAAAUAUGCAAGAGUAGGUAUAUCAAAUUUGUGUAAUCAACUGAGAUUGAAUCAACACUGCGUAGAUACAGCAUGCAAUUUUUAUAAAAUGGCACUAACAAGAAAUUUAACAAGAGGUCGACGUCAUGCACACGUUUAUGCAGCAUGUGUUUAUUUAACGUGUCGCACUGAAGGGACGCCUCAUUUGUUAAUUGAUAUUAGUGAUGUGCUACAAAUAUGCUGCUAUGAAUUAGGAAGAACCUACUUACGCUUGUCACAAGCCUUAUGCAUUAAUGUUCCAUCAGUUGAUCCUUGCUUAUAUAUUCUUCGCUUUGCGGCAAAAUUGGAAUUUGGAUCAAAAACGCAAGAAGUAGCGAACACAGCACUUCGAUUAGUGCAAAGAAUGAAACGUGAUUCUAUACAUUCAGGUCGAAGACCCUCUGGACUUUGUGGGGCAGCACUUUUAAUGGCAGCACGUCUUCACGAAUUCAACCGAACACCUAGCGACAUAGUGAAAAUAGUGAAAGUCCAUGGAUCAACAUUACGGAAAAGGCUGGUCGAAUUUGGAGAGACGCCCAGUAGCAGUUUAACUCUAGAAGAAUUUAUGACAGUUGAUUUAGAAGAAGAACAGGACCCGCCUUCUUUUAAAGCUGCUAGGAAAAAGGAUAAAGAAAGAUUGCAAAAGUUGAUGGAAGAAGAAGGAGACAAUUUAACUGAGUUACAAAAACAAAUAGAAAAUCAUCUGGAAAAUAAAACCAAAAGGGCAAGAAAACCCACAAAAGGGCCGAUUUUAGCCAAGGAAAAAGAAAGUCCAAACGACAUCAACGACGUAAAUCGUUUCGUCGAAGAGGAAAUCAUUGGGACCAUUUCGCAAAUAAUAAAAGAAGGGAAUGUUGAUGACCCAAGCACUGAAGAGCACGUACUUGAGUUGGGUCCCAAUAUAAGUAGUAUGGGAUUAGCUAAAUCGCUAGAUGAUACUAGAACAAUUCCUGCAAACACACAAACAGAGAUAGAAAUAGAUCUGGACGAUGUCGACGAUGAAGAGUUGGACGCGUACAUAAUGAAUGAAGAUGAAGUCCAACAUAAAGAUGGACUUUGGCAUAAACUGAAUGCGUCUUAUUUAGAGGAACAAAAAAUAAAACAAGAGAAAUUAGCAAAAGAAAAAGAAGAAGGUAAGCCAGAGAAGAAAAGACGACGUACGACUAGAAGACGAAAUAAUCAAACAGGGCCUUCCAGUUCUGCUACUGAAGCGAUUGAAAAGAUAUUGCAAGGGAAAAAAGUUUCGUCAAAAAUCAACUACGACGUCCUCAAAACACUUAAUGCCUUGAAACCUGAAGGAGAUGGUGAAAAGGAGGUGCCGGUGGAACUCCCGAAAAGUCCGCAAGGCGAACCUACUUCUUCUUCAGAGAUUACUGUACCUGAAAACGUAGGAAAAAAAUCGAAACAUUUAGUAAACAUAGAACGACGAUCUACAAAGAAAAAAGAAAAGUCCAUAGGUUUACCCGUUUACGUAUCCGAACCAACGAAAGAGGAAGAAAAAGCAACUGAAUCUAAAAAUGAAGAUGAUAAAAUGGAAAAUGCAAUGGAGGAGGACAUCGCAGAGGACUUUGAGGAAGAACCAGUGACACAAGAACCGGAAAUGGGUAUGUUGGACAUGUUGCGACAGCACCAACAAGGCCAUGGGGAUGACGAAGAACCAAGUUUCGGUUACGAUUACGAAGAAGACGAAUAUUAAGUGAUAAAAUGUGUACUUUCGCUACCUGCUGUAAUUUCAAUGUUCCAUUUUAGAAGUUGUUGUUUUUUUGACCACUGUUUGCCUAUUUAUUUGGUUAGGGUUACUUUUGUAUGACUUAUUAGCAAUAAAACUAGAUCAAA